This is a messenger RNA of Paramecium tetraurelia, 744 nucleotides long. RefSeq lists its product as uncharacterized. The record is from RefSeq and is a predicted model, not a curated record. The transcript is spliced from 2 exons. NCBI's taxonomy places the organism in Eukaryota, Ciliophora, Oligohymenophorea, Peniculida, Parameciidae.
AUGAAUAACUUCAAAGGCAAUAUAGUAUAGUUUGAAUUAAAAAUGAAUUAAUAAAGUUUGUGCUUAAGAUUUCAAGCAUUGCAUCAACAUAGACAUCUCUCCCAUCCAAUUUAUCAUACACCCAAAUCUAAAUAACAACGAAGCUAUAGUUUGCCUAAACUAUUUGUCUUUAAUACUAGGAAACAAUUUCAUGAGAUUCCUUAAAAAAUGAGAAGAAAAAGUUGUGACUGUCAGGAAUGUGGAAAAAUGACAAGCUUCCAAUAUAAAAAUAUGAAUAUCCCAUUCAUUCUCAAGCCAUGUAGAAUAAGAAAGCAACCAUCUCUCAAAAAUAAUCGAUUAUUGACUGCAUAAAAUACAAAAAAACUAUUUCGCAAAUUCUCUGCCUCAAAAUAAGAUUCUUUAAUUAGUACUUCAUCUUCUCAAUUAAUGCUUACUUCUCUCCGUAGAGCAUCAGCAAGAACUACAGAAAAACUUAUUGAAGAUACCCAAAUUCGCAUACUUGAGCCUCUUAAAACUUGUAAAAGCCAUUUCUAAUAAAAUUCUUAAAAACAAGAAAUAAAAAAGAUUACAUUAUAAAUUCCAAAAUCAUCAAGAAUUAUCAAAACACAACCUUCUGAUCACUAAAAGAUAAAGUUACCAUAGACGCUUAAAAGUAUGAAGUAAAUUCAAACUAGAAACUUUCUUUGCUCGUACUUAACUAAAUAUAAGAAAUCGAAAACAUUUAUGGUUUAAUAAAAGAUAUGA